GCAGAGAAAAGAGAUCAUGACCCGAUCUAGUACAUAAAGUGUCUCACACACACUCCGUGUCCGCGUGGCUGUCGUUUAUGUGCGUACGAGAGGGACGCUGGGCUCAGACAACGACCCGACUUUAGUGUGAAUGUGCCGGUUAGGAGAUUUCCACCUGCCCAGUGUGUUUGAAAAGCUCCCGGGACUCCGCGGUUCACCUGAGGCGCACGAGGACAUCGUUUGCAUGAAACUGUGCCCGGAUAAAAGCAGUGGAUGCAACUACACUCUGUUUAUAGAAGAAAGGUGGAAGAGUAGGAGCGGCUCUGAAGAGGAUCAGCUGACCACAGGCACCUACACCUCAGCUAAAAUUUCCACCAAAUCCAACCUGAAACGCACCAUGUCUCUCAGCACUUUCCACCUCAUGCAGACCCUUAAGAACUCUCCUGCUGCGUUACGUCGCCGCUUUCGCCGCGACCGCACAGAGUCUUUAUCCCAUGGUGACCCGCUCUUCAAAGUCCACUACCUGGGCACAGAGAAAAUCUUCUCUCUGGAUCGAGAGCAGGCCCAGGAUGCUAUUAACCACUUGCUAGAAGGUAUUGCUAAUGGGAAGAAGCUGAGCAAAGAUCACGCCCUGGUGGUGCGCCCAAGAUACGUCGAGGUCAAGGAGCUGAGCACCGGCCGGCAGCUCACUAAGACAUACCUGCAGGACAUUGCGUACUGCGCCGCUGAUGCCAACCGGCCCAAUGUCUUCCUGUACAUCUGCAAGCAUCACGGGCAGCAGCUGCAGUGUCGGGUGUUCUGGUGCAGCCGGGCAGAGCGGGCGCGAGACAUGACGGCCUGCCUGGCUCAUUCCUUCCAGCGGGCGCUGAGCGACUGGCAGCAGGACGGCUCGGCCACUCUGACGCCAGGGGAGGUGAAGGGGAAACGUGUAGAGGAGUCAUCCAACUCUCCUGUAAACACAAAGAGCUCCACCCUGCCUGCCAGUCUGGGAAAAGUCCGCUGGAAGAAGCGAGGCUCUGUCUCUCGCAGCCCCAUGAGGGCCAUCACCAGAAGAGGAUCUGCCUCUGACAGCUGGAACUGAACCCUGACUCUAACCCCUCAAACAUGGGACCACAUCUACCUAAUGACAACCUCAAGGAUCACAGCACUGAAGGGAGUUAGGGAGUGAUAACAAGACAGAAGGAAAGACAAAGGGGAUGCAACUGGGAAGUGGGAAAGUCCAUAUUUGGACAUAUUGUCUGAGUACUCUGCUUGUGGGAGGAUGUUGCCAUAAUCAGUGAGUGUAUGGACUUGACGGUUUGUGACGCAGCAAAGUCGUCUGUUGACUUUUGCAAAUGUGGCGUCCGAUGCAGCACAAGAUGCUGUUGACAGCUUCCUUUUGUUUGCCUGUCAACAGCAAUGUGUGGACUAGUGACUGGCUGCGAGCCAUUUGAGGACCCGACUGAUUCAUGUUUGUGGCCCUUUUUUGGUUGGCUUGUUUGUUUUUAAGGAGUCUACUUGAUACUGAAGCCACCGAAGGGUUUGGUCUGUUGGAAAGAGACGAUUUAAACCAACAACGAUACUGGCUGUUGGCCAAAAUGAUCCACAGGCAAAACUGGAAAAGACGACGAGAGUCCUGAUGCUUCUGAAGGCUGAUUUUUAUUUAACUGACAUUUGUUACAGGUCAUGAUGAUUUUAUGUUGUUGUUUUUUUUUUUUUUUAAACCAUGUGGCACUAGCAACUAUGUUUUUUUUUUCUUUUUUUAAUUGGAUGGACACAACCACACUUUUAAUCUAUGUUGUGAGAGUUUCGGGCCAAGAUUACAUAAUGUAGGACAAUGCUGUCAUGUCAUACAAAAGUGAAGUAAAAUUAGCUAUAGUCUGUAAUGCAUAGAAUGUAGUUACUUAGUUAGUAGUUUCUGAGCACUUUCCAAAUUUCCAGCUGUAAAAUUUGACACCUGAACACAUCAGUUUAAUUAUAUCAUUUCCUACUGCAUUUUAAGAGGCAAUUUGCUUCUAUGAAUUGUAUGACAGGCACAGCACCUGCAUUGUAAAUAAAAACAGAAGUAUCCCCUUGCACACUAUAGCAACAUCCUGCAAAAAUCCUGCAAACAAACAAAAAAAAUCCUGACCGUCCACAGUGAUAAAUUAUUUGCAUUUACGUGGGAACACACUCAGCCAUGACUUGCGAGUUUGUUUGCGUCCGAACACUGGGAACGCUGUGUUCCCAUGUGGAGCCUCUGUGAGGAAUGUGCGGCCAUGCACCUGCAUUCCAAUAGGGGGGAAAUCUGAGAUGGAGAAUCUUCUUAAAAGCCCUGAAUUCUUCUCCCAUGUCCAACCAUGACUUUGCAUUUGGAGCGGCCUCAUCAGUAGAUGCUACAGUACGCUUUUAACUCUUGAGCUCUCGACUUGUUCACAUUACCGAAGCCAUAAAAGGUGCCCUGACUGGUUUUUAAGUCCAUUUAAAGUGACGGUUAUAGGCAUUGAUAUGUGCAGUAUUGCAUAACAUGCUCUCAUGAGGGCGAUUUCUAUCCAAGGUUUACAAAUGAGAGACUUGAGGAUUAGUUGGACACCCCAAGGCGACCAUUCAGUUCUCAUUUCGUGUUUUCUGACCAAAAGUAAGCUAGAGAUAUUUUUUAACAGGAAAGGUGCCUGUGUUUUUGACUGAUGUGCCACUUGGUUUUUAUCGGUUAAUUUUAACUUUUUGUACACUUUGAUGUAUCUUUUACAAACGGCACAACCUUCAUCUCAUAAAAGGGGUUAAAGUGCCUGCUUUAAGAUAUAUUUUAUCAAUGUACUGUUUUGUCAUUGUACAUAUUUAAAUAUGUAUUUUAUGAAUUAUUAAAACUUUUUAUACAACA
Messenger RNA from Seriola dumerili (greater amberjack), 2818 nucleotides. Its product is annotated as low density lipoprotein receptor adapter protein 1-like. The record is from RefSeq and is a predicted model, not a curated record. Bases 131 to 1060 code for a protein of 309 amino acids. The transcript has 3 exons. NCBI's taxonomy places the organism in Eukaryota, Metazoa, Chordata, Actinopteri, Carangiformes, Carangidae.